AUGGCGAUUGCACGAACACCGUACAGCUGUCUUGCAAAUUCGUGCUUGCCGUGCUGUGGACAGGACAAGAAAGUGACCUGUCCAGGUUUACACAGCGUUGACCUUGACCUAGAGUCAGACAGCCCUGACAUUGUUAACUCGUUUCUGUGUCGACAUCCGGCUGUUAAGGAAAUUUCCUUAAGAGGUCUGUUAACAGAUAUCCUCCGUGUGAUACACACACUUUCAAAUUUGUCAACUAUAAAUUUGAAGAAACUUUGUCUUCUCUGCACGGACGAAGAUGAAUGUGAAGACAAACGUUUUGAUGAAUUGACGGACUUUGUUUUACAUAAUCAACAUAUGGAGACACUUGUUGUGCACUGUGAUGGUAUAUCAGACGACGUUAUAAAGGUCCUAUUGUCUUUCAAUGAUAUUGUUUUAAAGUAUUUAUCAUUGAAUAACUGUUCUCGCAUUACAAAGGGCGCCUUUUCAGGAAUAGACAGACUGACAUCUCUCGUUUCUCUCUCACUUGACAACACAAAUGCAGACGAUAUCGCUCUUGAUCAGAUCGCGAGGAACUGCCCAAGGCUUCAGCGUCUGUCUGUACAAGGUUGUGCAUUAGUCACUGAUGUAGGUUUCGCUCAUGUCGCCGACCAUUGUGGUGAGCUGCGGGACCUGAUCGUCAAUAGUCUAGAAAUGCACAGUACACCAGGACGGAACAUAACUGACAACGGUCUAAUGUCGUUAGCACGUGGAUGUCCACGACUUAAGUGUCUCGUUAUCAAUAAAUGUCCAGGAGUUGGUAGCACAGGUCUCAUUGAAAUUGCUGAACAAUGUCGAGACCUGGAGGAAAUCCAGGUCGCCGAAUGUUUGUCUGUAACAGACGCAAGCGUUAUUGCUUUUGCUAAGAAUUGCUUAUCCCUGAGGAUAGUGAAUUUAAAUUCAUGUUUACAGAUCACAUCCGAGGCUGUUAACAAGCUUGUUGUCACUUGUAAACACUUGUAUUCACUCCAACUAGAAACAUGUCGGUUCAUGUCGAAACUGAAAUUUGAUGACAUCGUAACAAACACGGAUAAUUCCGGAUUUGAUCAAUCUCCUGUUGUAAACGUGAAUAACGACAUUGGUACAGAUGACAAGAAAGGAGUACAUGACAAUUUAGGAACACCCUUCCAGUCGUUUUCAGAUGUACCAGCCUUACAGAAAGAUUCUUUGAUGAAACAAAACGAUGCGAUUGAAACAGCGUUUGAUUUUCAAGAUCCAAGAAACGCAGUGAGUUCUGAUUACGGCGACACGUGCAUCCGAUAUGAAGCUUAUAAUAAUGUCACGCCUUCCAUUUUUGUUACGAGGAAAAGAGAAAUGAUGAUACCGACAGAUUCUAAACAACAACUGAAAAAAGAAAACAUUUUAAGCCAAAACGUACCAGAACCGCAAAUUACAUUAGACACACAAAAAUCCGAUACAUGUUCCAACCAACAUAAACUAUUGCAAAUUAGUGUGCCAGAUUUUGAUUCAGUUUCUUCGCAACAUUCUCAUUUACGUGUGUUACACUUGGGAUUUUCGUCUUCCCUAACUGAUACCAGUUUGAGACAAAUCGGACGUCAUUGUCCCGAUCUCGUGGAUUUAUCAAUCAGGGGAUGCCACUCUCUCUCGGACUCUUCCGUCAGAUUCCUCCUUCAGAAAUGUCGUCACUUACGGACGCUUGAUAUUUCUGGCGGGUCAGCAGUAAAAGCGACAAAUCUCACAGACUCUUGUCUGCUGGCGGUAGCAGAGUUCAGCACGAUGAUUAAGAAACUUUUCAUAAUGAAGAAUGAUUUGAUAACUGCAGACGCAGUUAAAAUUGUCCUACAAAAAUGUCGACAUAUCGACACGCUAUAUGUUUCUUGUAGCAAGAAUUCAGCUAUCACGCCCGAUAACACGCGUGCUAUGGUGAGAACGACAACCCGCAGAGUUAGUGUAACAAUGGAAAACCACUUCAGCACCAAAAGUGCUUUAGUCUUUAAAUGUUUGGAAUGA
Ylistrum balloti is the source of this 1989-nucleotide messenger RNA. RefSeq lists its product as uncharacterized. The transcript has 2 exons. The record is from RefSeq and is a predicted model, not a curated record. Gene Ontology annotation, biological process: SCF-dependent proteasomal ubiquitin-dependent protein catabolic process. Gene Ontology annotation, cellular component: SCF ubiquitin ligase complex. NCBI's taxonomy places the organism in Eukaryota, Metazoa, Mollusca, Bivalvia, Pectinida, Pectinidae. Bases 1 to 1989 code for a protein of 662 amino acids.